Fomitopsis serialis is the source of this 661-nucleotide messenger RNA. RefSeq lists its product as uncharacterized. Lineage: Eukaryota; Fungi; Basidiomycota; Agaricomycetes; Polyporales; Fomitopsidaceae. The transcript is spliced from 3 exons. The record is from RefSeq and is a predicted model, not a curated record. The annotation marks the transcript as partial.
CCUCCCGCCUGCUCGCCGCUGUGCCCACACCCACGGCGCGCUCGUCGGUUGCGUUUGCAUGCGGGGCGCUGGCCCUGUGUGCUCGUGGUCGACGUGUUCCGCACGCCCGGCCCUGUCCAUUGACGUUCUUCUGUCCUGAGCUCGUGUGCGCGUGCUCCGUUUGUCGGCGGCCGUGCUUGUGUGCUGGGCAUUCGCCCAAUGCACUCGCCUUCGGCAUGUCUGCCGUGGGCUGCCUGCUGGCCCGCCCGCUGGUCCGCCCGCUUUCCCGCCCGCCCGCUUUCCCACCUGCCCGCUUUCCCGCCUGCCCACUGUCCCACCUAUCCACUCACCUGCAUGCCCCGUCCGCCUGCUUACCCCGGCACCCGUGAACCAGCCUGCCUUCCGGUGUCUCUGCUCACUCGCUUGGCUACUCGCCGUCUUGCCCGUCUACUCGCGCGUCCCCCUGCCCGCCCGCUGACCCACCCACUGACCCAGCCGCUGACGCGCUCGCUUUGCGCGUGUUCGUUGGCCGUGUUCGCGUGCUGGGUAGUUGCCCAGCGCGCGCACGGUCGGCGUGCGCUCCCGCCCGCCUGCUCGUCUGCCCGCCCCACCGCCGUUCAUCGGCCAUGUCUGCGCAAGAAGCAUUCGCCCUGGGUACACGUGGUCGCCGUGUGCGUCGUGC